Daphnia carinata is the source of this 1116-nucleotide messenger RNA. Its product is annotated as galactosylceramide sulfotransferase-like. Gene Ontology annotation, molecular function: galactosylceramide sulfotransferase activity. The transcript has 3 exons. Gene Ontology annotation, cellular component: membrane. The record is from RefSeq and is a predicted model, not a curated record. Bases 1 to 1116 code for a protein of 371 amino acids. Gene Ontology annotation, biological process: glycolipid biosynthetic process. NCBI's taxonomy places the organism in Eukaryota, Metazoa, Arthropoda, Branchiopoda, Diplostraca, Daphniidae.
AUGGCAGUUAUAACGAUUCAAUUCUUGCUAAUGAAAAUUUUCGAAUUUAAAUUUCAGAAAAUUUGCUUUCUUGAAAAGCCACAAGUGCGCCGGUACCGUCAUUGCAAACAUCAUAUUUCGCAAGUUCAUGAGAAAAAAACAUGUAACAAUAAACUGAAUGUUGUUUUACCCGCUAAUGGCAAUUACCUAUCCACCACUCAGCUCUUCAAUCACGCCUCACUGAAGACAGCGAAAUGGAAGGAUGUUGAUUUUGACGUUUUCUGUUUGCACAGUCGUUGGAAUAAGGACGAAAUAAUGAAGGUGCUGCGUGAAGAAACGAGAACUUUCACGAUUGUACGCGACCCCGUCGAGGUAUUUGUGUCCAUGUUCCACUUUCAGGAUCCAGUCCGAGAGUUCUACGGUGUCAAAGACAUCCACGAAAUGGUCAAUUUGAUCCAAAACACGUCGGCUUCAGCCUUAAAUAAACGCUGGCUCGGUUUUGUUGGACGCAAUCAAAUGGCGUGGGAUAUGGGUCUGUCACCCGACAUCUUUGAAGAUACCGAGACCGUGACUAAAGAAAUAGAACGGCUGGAUAGUGAGUUUGAUCUCGUGAUGGUUGCCCACCGAAUGGACGAGUCGCUCAUCCUACUGAGACACCUGCUCAAUUGGCCUCUACAAAAUGUCAUUCACCUUAAUUUAAAUCGACGAAGAGCUGAAAAACGGUUACCCUCAUUGAGUACAGAUGAAAGAAAGGUGCUUACCGCCUGGUUGGCUGCUGAUGUCCAAAUAUUUGAAUAUUUCUCUCGCCGAUUCGAUGAAAGAGUUGCACAGUUCAAUCAGCAGCAAUCCUCUUUUCUAAUGGGCAAUCUCUUCAAUUUCAAUUCGCCGAUGAAGAUCGAAACGCAGCUACUGAGAAAAGCCAAUAAAGAACUCUAUAAACGUUGUGUUCUUCAGGAGGUUGCUAAUGAAAAACUCACUGGGAAAUUUAAAGAGCACAACAACAAUAUCGUUGGGUUCAUUAUAAAUGAAGAAAAGCAGGGAUGUGACUUGUAUGCCAUGAGUGAACCGGCCUAUCUGAAGUUGUUUGAACAUUUACUACUGUCAAGAAUUUCUAACACUUCAACAUCUAAUGGAUGA